Ctenocephalides felis (cat flea) is the source of this 3177-nucleotide messenger RNA. Its product is annotated as cytosolic carboxypeptidase 2-like. Gene Ontology annotation, molecular function: zinc ion binding; metallocarboxypeptidase activity. NCBI's taxonomy places the organism in Eukaryota, Metazoa, Arthropoda, Insecta, Siphonaptera, Pulicidae. The coding region runs from base 1 to 3177 and encodes 1058 amino acids. The transcript has 19 exons. Gene Ontology annotation, biological process: proteolysis. The record is from RefSeq and is a predicted model, not a curated record.
AUGGAUUAUUAUGAAGCCGAUCAAGUACGUUAUCUUCAAGCUGAGCUUUUUCCCGUUUGUGUUAUUGCCAGAGGUGGCCUGCUGGGAAGUUUUCUUCAAAGAUCAUUAAAAAGUAACCAGUUACGCGUCGAUACUCAUUUUCCGCCUGGUAUAGACGGAGGUGAGUUGGGAACCUUGAAUGAUGGGUCGGUGCAGGCCAGAUUGCGCGAGCCGCGGGAACUCUUCACUUUACCCCGGGAUCCAGAAGGACCCCAGCAAACUGCUAGGUGGCCUUCGGAAUGCCAGGUUUUGGAGGAACGAGUUCAUCAUAUAGAGUAUACACCUCCACAGCCUGAGCCUUAUUAUAACUUUAGCGGAAAAGAACCUCAGCCAAAGGUUAUUGGUGAAGAAAGUGGUGUCGUGAUUUAUCAAUAUUAUCCGACAAGUGCAGUUAAUUAUUUUAGUAGAUCUACCGCAGGCGGUAGCAGAUUAUCUCCUCCGGGGACGUCGGCUGGACCGCGCGAGCCAACAUCGGAGGACGAAUUAGCAUUCGAGUCGCGUUUCGAAUGCGGAAAUCUUGCCAAAGUGGUUAAAAUUACCGACACUUACUAUGAAUUACAUUUGAGAUCUGAUUUGUACACUAAUAGACAUAUGCAAUGGUACUAUUUCAGAGUAUCAAAUACGAGAAGACGUUUUAUAUACCGGUUUUCUAUAGUAAAUCUAUCAAAGGGUGAAAGCCUUUACACUUCGGGUAUGCGCCCAUUGCUUUAUUCAACUCGCGAUGCUCAUUUGCACAGCAUAGGGUGGAGAAGAUGUGGUGAUAAUAUCAGCUUUUAUAAAAAUGAUUCAUCAAGCGAUGAGGAACCAGAUCAAAGUGCUUCCUAUACUUUAACAUUCAAUAUAGAAUUUCCACACGACAGAGAUUCCGUAUAUCUUGCUCAUUGCUAUCCAUAUACAUACACUGAUCUACAGGAUUAUUUAGGUAGAAUUCAAAACCAUCCAAUAAAAUCAACUUUCUGUAAAUUGAGAUUGUUAUGCAAAUCUCUAGCUGGCAAUAACGUUUAUUACCUGACAGUCACGGCACCUCCAAUAGAAAAUGAAACUAAGAAAAAGAAAGCCAUCAUUGUAACAGCACGUGUACAUCCAGGAGAAACACCGGCUUCGUACAUGAUGAAAGGUCUGAUGGAUUUCAUAACUGGUGACUCAGCAAGGGCUCGUGAACUCAGGGCUAAAUUCAUUUUCAAAAUAGUUCCUAUGCUCAACCCCGAUGGUGUAAUAGUAGGAAAUAACAGAUGUUCAUUAACUGGAAGAGAUUUAAAUCGACAAUAUAGAACGGUUAUAAGGGAAACUUACCCACCAGUGUGGCAUACUAAGUUAAUGAUACGCAGAUUGAUGGAAGAAUGUGGCGUAUUGAUGUAUUGCGACAUGCACGCACAUUCGCGCAAACAUAACACUUUUAUAUAUGGCUGUGAAAAUAAACGAGGAGCAGACAAACGCCUGUUGGAGCAAGUUUUCCCUCUGAUGCUCCAUAAAAAUGCUGCAGAUAAGUUUUCCUUCGAAUCUUGCCGUUUUCGCAUUCAACGGUCCAAAGAAGGCACAGGACGCGUGGUUGUAUGGCUGAUGGGUGUUGCCAAUAGUUACACGAUGGAGGCUUCAUUUGCAGGCUCAGCAUUGUCUUCCCGAGCUGGUACACAUUUUACUGCUCAGGAUUAUGAAAAUAUGGGUAAAUCUUUCUGCGAAACUCUAUUGGACUACAGUGAUGAGGAUCCCAGCAAGGAAAGACUUAGGUGUAAAAUCAUAACUAGACUCGUACAAGAAGGUUCUACUGCUGAUGAACCUAUUAACAUCAUGCUGUCUGAUUACUCAAGUGAUGACGGCGAUAGCUCGAGCAGUUCAGACUACGAUCUUUUGUUCAAUAAGAAGGAAGAAGUACUCGUGGUACCACCACCGUCACCAGUAAUUUUAAAUAAGUACAAGAAGAGCAAGAAGAAUAAAAAACAGCUGUUAAAACCAAUAAAUAGAACCAAGUCGUAUCAGCGAAAAGCUAUUAAGAUGGUGCGCACCACGUUGGAUUUACCAACUACCGAUCCUGGAAGUGAUUUAUGUACAACAGAAAUAGAUUCAGGAGAUGAUACAGAGCCCGUAGCUAUCUCAAAAACUUCAUAUUCGCCUAGAACCAACAGUAAAAAUCUACAGAAUCGUCAAAAUUUGAAUGAUGACAGGAAACGUAAAACAAAACGUCGUUCAAUGCCUCCAGAACUAGUCGUUAAAAUAGCGCAAAAGUAUGAACAGGUUUCGGAUAAUGAAAGUUACACAACAAAAAGAGAAGCGGAAAUCCAAAUCCACAUAGAGCGUCAAUCCAGCGAAUACGAGUUUCCUAAAGAUUUUCCGCCCGUUGAUAAACUGCGCACCUGCCCGUGGAAUCAAUUUAAGAGUCUUCCUCAUAAACAGUUUUCAGAAAACCGGGGUGAUCGCUCAGGCGAGUUGCGUGCUAAGCUUCUUACAAGCACGGCGCGGCAGCAGGUGUGGACGGGCACACCAGAAUGGGGACCCAGGGCACCCUUAUCAUGGGGUCUAUCAAAAAUGUUACACUUUAAUGGAGAUAGUACCGCUUUGUUAAAAUCAUGCUCGCAAAAACUUCUUACCCUUGAACGUAUGAGUUUGAAUUAUCACAUGAAAAUAUUGAAUGAAGCUAAAAUCGCAAAAUCAUUAAAGAAAUCAUUCAGUCAGUCAGGAGCCAAUUACGUGCAACAAUCGAGCGAUGGAAAUGGCUUAGAAAAUCGAAAACGAAAACCAAGACUUAAGCGAUCUGAUAAGGCUACUAGUAAAGAUAAACCAGAAAUACCAUUACCAUCUUAUUUAUAUUGCUGGCACAAAGGACAUAGAAAAAGAAAGCCUAUAGCAACACAAAACACAGCAAAAACUGUCAUGUCAUUUGCUAGUCCCGAGGAAUCUAAUGUAAAAGUUAGUCGAAAUAACGGAUUAAAAUUAGGGGGUCUUGCUGUUAUGGCCAUUAAUAAUAACACUAAUAAACAAACACAUAAACUGAGGCGUCAACAACGAAAGGCAGAAACAAGCUCGGAUACGGAAACAGAACAUAAAUCCAAAGCUCAAGACGGGAAACAGAAAAAUAAAAAAAAGUUGCUAAAGAGUCGUAGUAAAUUAGUCUCAUUUGAUAAAGUCAGUAAGAAAUUGUAA